Molecule: messenger RNA, 1818 nt
Organism: Coccidioides posadasii C735 delta SOWgp
Lineage: Eukaryota; Fungi; Ascomycota; Eurotiomycetes; Onygenales; Onygenaceae
Source: RefSeq, a predicted model, not a curated record
AUGCCCUUCUUGCGAUUUUCGAGGCGCAAAAUAAUUGUUGCUCUGUUGACCAGCUGCCUGCUUUUCUUGUGGAGCACCCAGACCGCCCUGCACAAGCACACAGUCUUCUUACCAAAUGCGAACGAAAAACCCGUGGUGGUAGACGACGAACCGCGCCGUAACUCUUUUUCGGAAAGCAAUAAUGAUCAAACCAUUUGGGCCCGUGUUCCCCAACGCCACCCUGUCCGGUCUAUGAUUCCGAUCCCUUCUCCUGUCCCGAGCAGUAUCCCCAAGAUACAACAUAAAUUUGGGGAGGAAAGCAGUGAAGCACGAAGGGUGAGGACAGGACGCCUAGACGCUGUGAAGGGGAACUUUACACACGCUUGGAGAGGAUAUAAGACACGCGCAUGGAUGAGCGAUGAGGUUAAACCCAUUUCGGGUGAAGCCCAUAAUCCAUUUGGAGGAUGGGCAGCCACUUUGGUUGAUGCGCUUGACACUCUCUGGAUUAUUGGUCUUCAUGAUGAGUUUGAAGAAGCUGUCCAAGCUAUUGCUAAGGUCAAUUUUAGUCGCUGCGCCUUAGAGGAAUACAGUGUCUUUGAGACAACAAUCCGAUACCUUGGUGGUUUGCUCUCGGCUUACGACUUGAGUGGAGAGAAAUAUCCAUCCCUACUAACAAAAGCCAUUGAGCUGGGCCAAAUGCUUUAUGUAGCAUUUGAUACGCCCAACCGGAUACCCAUUACUCAUCCAAAUUUCAUUGCUGCUGCGAAAGGUGCUGCACAGAAGCCCCAAGAUUCUGCGCUGGCCGCUGAACUAGGGUCUCUGACAUUGGAGUUCACCCGACUCAGCCAGCUAACCAACGACCCACGGUAUUUUGAUGCAGCUCAGCGCCUCAUGGACAUAUUUGAAGAACACCAAAGUCAAACACGAAUUCCUGGUCUGUGGCCAGUUGUUAUCAAUACAAGGAAGCUAGAUUUCACCCGUUAUGGUGGUUUCACGAUUGGCGGUAUGGCUGACUCUCUCUACGAGUACCUUCCAAAGCAACAUAUUCUACUAGGAGGGGCUACUAAACAAUAUCGAAAGCUGUACCAGAAUGCCAUGACAGCUAUUAAACGUCACAUUUUGUAUCGUCCCAUGACAAAAGGAGGAGAAGAUAUCUUACUUCCAGGCAACGUCUGGGCCGACGGUAAUAUCCCCCUCUCUGAGCUAAAGGCCGAUGGAGAAGCACAGCACCUAGGCUGUUUUGCUGGCGGUAUGGUUGCAAUUGGUGCGAAGAUAUUCAACAACCCCGAAGAAGUAGAUAUAGCUCGUAAAUUGGCCAAUGGUUGUGUUUGGGCCUACGAGACAGCAAAUCAAGGGAUUAUGCCAGAAAUCAUGCACACAGUGCCAUGUGAAGACCGAGACAACUGCCCUUGGAAUGAAACUAAGUGGCAUGAGGCAGUCAAUCGAGCUUAUCCUUUCGGGAACGUGCCUGCCGAACAAAAAAUCCGAGCGAAAAAUUUGCCUCCAGGGGUAACAAAAAUUGGCGACGCUAGGUACAUCCUUAGGCCCGAAGCAAUCGAAUCUGUUUUUGUCCUCUAUCGUGUCACAGGCGACCCUUCGUUCCUGGAGAAAGCAUGGAAGAUGUUCAAUGCCAUCGUUGAAAACACUAUUACCGACAUUGCUCACGCCGCACUAGACGAUUGUACCUUACCAGACCCUCCUAAAGCCGAUCGCAUGGAAUCCUUCUGGCUCGCGGAGACACUAAAGUAUUUUUACCUGAUAUUCGCUGAACCGGAUGUGGUAAGCCUGGAUGAAUACGUAUUGAAUACUGAAGCCCACCCAUUGAAAAGAAGCGUAUAA